Strongylus vulgaris is the source of this 723-nucleotide messenger RNA. The record is from the annotation of a GenBank genome assembly. Lineage: Eukaryota; Metazoa; Nematoda; Chromadorea; Rhabditida; Strongylidae.
AUGAGCAUCACAUUUUCACGCUUGAACUUUUUCUACAUUUUUUUCCUUUUCAGGCAGCGAGAACUGUUCCUAUCUAGACAAGUAGAAACUCUUCCUGCAACCCUUAUUCGUGGAAAGUGCGCGGUUACGCUACUCAGCGAGGUGGAGACAGUCUCGAGCUACGACGGAGAAGACAAGUUCUUUUACUCACUUGUAUAUGAUCCAAGUCAAAUGACAUUGCUCGCGGAUAAAGGCGCUAUCCGUGUCGGGGAAAAGUAUCAGGCUGAGGUUCCUGAGACAAUGGAGUGUGAGGAUAAAGUUGAGAAUGGCGAUGGGGAUGAGCUAAUGAUCGACGAUGAAGAAGAACGAAGUGACAGCGACAUGCGAGGGACGAUCCGCGCACCAUCAGAAACGGAAAGAGAAGUACUCGUUUAUCAUCCUCAUCAUUCACUCACGGAUCGAGAUAUGGAUCAGUUCCUCAUCGUAGCCAGAGCAGUUGGGACGUUUUCACGUGCUUUGGAUACUUCUUCGUCCACUAAGCUCCCUUCUCUUCAUAUGACUGCUGCCGCUGCAUCUCGCGACGUUACUCUUCUACAUGCUAUGGCACUCCUUCAUCAAGCUGGAUAUGACAUAGGCCAGGUUCUCAUUUUUCAUCUGCUUGGCUGCGCCGUCAAAUAUCUCGUUCCUCCUCCAAAUAAAAACUACUAUCCGUUGGAAGCGGAUAAAGCUACAGGACACAAUACC